Messenger RNA from Raphanus sativus (radish), 1553 nucleotides. Its product is annotated as OVARIAN TUMOR DOMAIN-containing deubiquitinating enzyme 10. The transcript is spliced from 11 exons. NCBI's taxonomy places the organism in Eukaryota, Viridiplantae, Streptophyta, Magnoliopsida, Brassicales, Brassicaceae. Gene Ontology annotation, biological process: protein deubiquitination. The record is from RefSeq and is a predicted model, not a curated record. Gene Ontology annotation, molecular function: cysteine-type deubiquitinase activity. The coding region runs from base 287 to 1354 and encodes 355 amino acids.
AUUUAUUUUUAAUUUUCUGGGUUUCACGAAUCCAAAAGAGAAAAAAAACUUUAAUUUUGAUUCGAAUCAUUCACGAUCCUUUUUCUGGGCUCAUCAUCUUACAAAAAAAAAAACAAUCUUUAUAGAAGAGAAAAGUUCGUAAAAGAAACCCAUUUGAAUUAUGUUUGAUUCCAACCCAAAGUCUCAACCUUUAAUCCCCAAAUCCUAAAAAAAAAGCUUUCUACUUUUAGUAAAAAAAUAGUUCCGUCUUCAAAGUUGCAGAGAUUUAGCAAGGUGAAAGGCAGAGAUGGUGUCACAUGAAGAGAACACAAGUAUUGUGGAAUGGUUUCUUGGUCCUAAUCCAUUCACGUACCCUCCUUAUGGCGUUGAGAUGAUUCAUGAGGAAGAAGAAGUUCAUCAUCAUCAUAAUUAUCAUCAGACUGGUGAGUAUUACAGAGAGUACGAAGAAGAUCAUCGUAGUACUAGCAGCGAUGUAGAUAAUGAUGAGAUCAUUGCAAGAACACUCCAAGACGAUUUUUUGCAGCUUCAAAUCGCAGAGGAAAAUAAUAACAACUACUCACAUCAACAACAACAACAACAACAACAUCAAGAAGGUCAUACUAACAACUACAGCAAUGAUAAUAACGAAUAUGGUUGGAACGAUCAACCAACUGUGGAUUACUCUUCAGAAUGGGUAGGGAAUGAUAAUGAUCAAGACUGUGGUUCACCUAAUAUCUUUUCAUGUUCAAGUCCGAGUGACACCGAUGAGUAUGUGUACUCGUGGGAAUCAGAUCAGUGUGAGGCUGAUGGUGAAUUUGGGAGGAGACUGAAUCAGAUGGUUCCUAUUCCUUAUGUACCGAAAAUAAACGGAGAGAUACCUCCAGAAGAAGAAGCAGUUUCAGAUCAUGAAAGACUUCGGAAUAGGUUAGAAUUGUUUGACUUUGCUGAGGUCAAAGUUCCAGGAGAUGGUAAUUGCCAGUUCCGUGCAUUAGCUGAUCAGCUAUACAAAACCGCGGAUCGUCAUAAACAUGUUAGAAGACAAAUAGUAAAGCAGCUCAAAGCUAGUCCAGAGUAUUAUGAAGGAUAUGUGCCUAUGAAGUUCUCUGAGUAUCUUAGGAAGAUGUCUCGGAGUGGCGAGUGGGGGGAUCAUGUUACAUUACAGGCAGCUGCAGAUGUGUAUCGGUUAAAAAUAAUAGUGCUAACAUCAUUCAAGAAUACAUGUUAUAUCGAAAUUCUUCCUACCUCUCAAGAAUCCAAAGGAGUGAUCUUCUUGAGCUUCUGGGCAGAAGUUCAUUACAACUCCAUCUAUUUGAACAGAGAUACAUCUGCAACAGAGCUACAAAGGAGGAAAAAAUGGUGGCGUUUUGGAAACUAGAUAGAGUGUCGAAUCAUUAUCAUGACUGGCUAUAUUAAUAUUUAUUUUGACUUGAGAGGGAGAGAGUGGAAAUGUUCUUUGAAAUAGUCCCUUGUUAGAGAGAUAAUGAACAAAGCUCACAGCUUCAAAGUCUUACAAUAAUGUUCCUUCCUUCUUUAAAAGAAAGGUUUAAAUAAAAUACUCAAACCUUUUAGUCUUA